Messenger RNA from Staurois parvus, 837 nucleotides. NCBI's taxonomy places the organism in Eukaryota, Metazoa, Chordata, Amphibia, Anura, Ranidae. The record is from the annotation of a GenBank genome assembly.
AUGGCAACAUCUUCCGUCCUGUCACUGAUUGAGCCUCUGCUAAACCAAGGCUACUGUGUAAUACUGGACAAUUACUACACCUCUCCAGAACUUUACGAGGUUCUUCUUCAGCACAAAACGGAUGCCUAUGGAACCGUUCGGGCUAACUGGCGCAACCUGCAUCCAUGUUUUGCAAAAAACAAACUGAAGUCGGGAGAAUUAGUUGCCUGGCAGAAAAGCAAAAUGAUUGCACUUAGAUGGCGGGACAAGAAGGAUGUGUGCCUAAUGAGUACAGAUCACAAUGUCUUCAUAGUGAUGGCACAAACAAAAGGUGGGAAAAACAUUCAGAAGCCUCAGGUUGUCAUUGACUACAACAGCACCAUGGGAGGUGUCGACAGAGCUGACCAAGCUAUGACUUUCUAUCCGGCGAUGAGAAAGCAGCAGAGGAAAUACUAUAAAAAGAUUUUCUGGCAUCUUCUGGAACAGUGUUUGUGGAAUGCCUAUAUUAUGUUCUGCAAAAACAGUGACAAUCUUGUGGUUCAAGUGGACUUUAUCUGGAAAGCUGCGGAAUUCAUUUUCCUCAAGCAUCAAACACAUUCAGUGUCUGUGGGUAGAUCCGGACAGCAUGCUGUGGGAGUUGUCAACCCAGAACGUCUGACUGGACGUCAUUUUAUGGACCACAUCCCACCAACCCCAAAAAAGGCAGCACCUACACGGAUGUGCGUGGUAUGUUGCUCUCGGCGAGAUGAGAGUGGUAAAAAAAUUUGCAAGGAAAUGAGGUUCCACUGUCCUGAUUGCGAUGCCCGACUUUGUGCAGUCCCGUGUUUCAAAAUUUACCACACCCGCGAUGUUUUCUAA